This is a messenger RNA of Astrephomene gubernaculifera, 766 nucleotides long. Lineage: Eukaryota; Viridiplantae; Chlorophyta; Chlorophyceae; Chlamydomonadales; Astrephomenaceae. The record is from the annotation of a GenBank genome assembly.
GUUGCCAGGUCGCGUUGGACGUAAAGCGUAAUUCAAGUUCCUGUUGUCGUUUCGAAUGCAACACCUUAACCUUGAUCGGAACCUUAAGCUGGAGUCCGAUAUACCUAUCAAAGGCCACCCACUAGACCGCAGCACGGGCUUUGCCAGCAUUCCCUGUAUACUGUAUCUGCUUGCUGUAGGCAACGACGCCUCGCGCCUAUCCACGGGCAACCCUGGACUGGGAAGUUUAUCUUAGAUGCCGCCCCAGAACCUCAUCGCGCUGCCUCAGCGUGUGGCUGCCAUCGUAACCUGCGACCUGGUGCGCCUGCCGCCCGGCUGCAGCGGCUCCUCCCCCGCUGCUGCCCCCGCCCCCGCUGCUGUCCAGCCGCUGGGUCGCUGCCGUGUGUGUGUGAUGGCGGACAGCCCCGGCGCGGUGGCGCAGCAGGUGGCGGCGGCGCUGCGCAGCGUCCCGGGCAACACGGUGCUGCGGCUCGCCCACCUGCACGAGUAUGAGGUUCAGGAGGUGCGGGUGGUGGCGGAGGGCGCCCCCCCGCAGCCUCUCCCGCCCGGCCCCGCCUGGCCCCCGGGCACCCGCAGCCUCCAGCUGAGCGCCACUGUCAGGGUGACGUCUAACAUACCCCGGCUCCUCUCCGUGCAGCUCAGCCGGCUGGCCGCCAGCUGGGUGCCGCGGGGCAGCGCGUACGACACCGUCCUGCACCGCGUGGUGUGCGAGUGCGGGGAGUGCAGGAGGGCACGGAGGACCCGCGGCGACCCGCCUCCCACCGAC